UUCCGAAAUUGCGGGCAAAGAAGAAAGGGUUUUGCAUUUGAGAGAAGGGCCACAGUUUGGUGUUAUAAUUUAUUCAGGGCCGCAUAGUACCUCAUAGAACAGAAUCUAGGAGUUUGAGAACUCAAAACUACUCGCCCUGGCCAUCGCUUUGAAAGUCGAAAUUAGAAAUUAAUGAAGUUUCCUUCUGGUUUUUGGAUUGUGGACGUUCUGGAGCCCGAGUCAGAGAGAGCUGCUCAGGGCUCAGGAAGAAGAUGCAGGCCAGCCCCAUCCGCAUCCCAACCGUCAGCAAUGACACCGACUGGGACUCCUGCUUCCACCUGUAGGUCACAGCAAGCCAAGAUCCCAGCAUACCAGCACAGAGAUGAACUGUGUUCCUCUAGUGGGUCUGGAGAGAGUGAAGACGACACUGAAGCCAAGGAGGAGGUGGCCGUCGGCUGCAUGUCUCUUCCUAAAGACAAACUGGCCCAAUCCCAGAAGAAAAUAGCUCAGCUGAUUAAGAAAAAAAUGAACAUCCAAGCAAAUAAGGAGCUGAUUCGCUGUGUCAUCCUUUCUCGGAUUAUUUUUGGGGAAGAACACUGGAAAUGUGCAGAGGCCUUGGCCAGCCUGGCUUAUGGCUACCUGACACUGAGAGGCCUCCCAGCUCAAGCCAAGAAACAUGCUGAAUCUGCCAAGACCACGCUGCUGAUUUGGAAGGGAAACACGACCUCAAGCAAGGAGAGGAAGGACAUCCUGGGUGCGCUGGUCAUGCUCUACUACACCGUGGGCGUGGCCUGGCUCCUGCAGAACCGUGGCAGAGAGGCUUACUUCAACCUGCAGAAGGCAGAGAGAAACAUGAAGGAGCUGAGAGAAUUAUAUAAGGGAAGUGUUCGCAGAUUACAAGUCUCGGAGAAAGACCUGAUGAUCGCUUUGGGCAGAGCCUCCUUGGCCGUCCACAGAUUGAACCUUGCUCUGGCAUACUUUGAAAAGGCAAUUGGCAUUGUUAUUGCUGCCAAGGGUGACAGGGCAUCAGAUCUGGUCAGUCUGUACGAGGAGAUCGCACAUAUCGAGCAGCUGAGGAGGAACCAUGAUCAGGCCAUCCAGUACUUGCAGCAGGCCUAUUCUAUCUGUGUUUCUUUGUUCACUGAAGUCAGCCCCCAAACUGCAGAGGCAAGCGCAUUACUAGCCAAGGCUCAUGCCCUGUCUGGAGAAGCCCAACGCAGGGAUGCUGUUGAAACAUAUUUUAUAAAAAGUAUCAGUGCAUAUCAAGCAACAUUGGGCCCGACGGAUUAUGAAACACUGACAACCGUUGAAGAAUUCUGCAAAUGGCUUGUCCAAAAUGGGGAAAAACAGGAAGCUUACAGACUGCUCAAGGCCUCACUGAAGUCUCAGGUCAUCACCUAUGGUGACUAUAGUGAAAAAGUGGCUGAAACGUUUUACAACAUGGGCAGGAUCUGCUUUGCCAAAGGAGAGCUCAGGAAGGCGAUUCAGCUGCUAAGGAAGUGUCUGAUGAUUCAAAUCCUUUUAUAUGGAAGUGAGCACAGUAAAAGCAGAGACACAAAAGACCUCCUUACCCUGAUGCGGAGGGCAAGUAGCUGCUCAUCCAGGUGGAGAAGACAAAUCAUUCCAGGACGAAGGAACUGUAUAUGCAAAGGCACUGAGGUGUGACAGAGAACAGUGCAUCGAAGCAAUGGUCUUCUGUUAUCAGGAAAGAGAAAACCUCUAUACUGGAUAGCCAGCAAUAAAGCCAACUUUGUUGAUAACAGAAACUCUGGAUCACAAGAUAUAUCUAUCAACACUGAUAGCAAUGGCAGAGCAAAAGCAGAACUAAGAACUGUAGGGGGAAAGAAGGACGACUUAGCAGCAGCAUUGCAGGUUCAACUUUUAAAAUGUACUUCACAUCAAGCAGUUCAGAUCCUAAGUAACUGAAAUUAAACAGUGACUAAUAAACUGCUAAAAGCUAA
This is a messenger RNA of Suricata suricatta (meerkat), 1940 nucleotides long. RefSeq names its product tetratricopeptide repeat domain 23 like (gene TTC23L). Gene Ontology annotation, molecular function: protein binding. Bases 172 to 1644 code for a protein of 490 amino acids. Lineage: Eukaryota; Metazoa; Chordata; Mammalia; Carnivora; Herpestidae. The record is from RefSeq and is a predicted model, not a curated record. The transcript has 14 exons.